Messenger RNA from Acomys russatus (golden spiny mouse), 907 nucleotides. RefSeq names its product serine protease 28-like. The transcript is spliced from 5 exons. Lineage: Eukaryota; Metazoa; Chordata; Mammalia; Rodentia; Muridae. The record is from RefSeq and is a predicted model, not a curated record. Gene Ontology annotation, molecular function: serine-type endopeptidase activity. The coding region runs from base 1 to 822 and encodes 273 amino acids. Gene Ontology annotation, biological process: proteolysis.
AUGUUCGGGCUAUUGUUCCUGGUUCUCUCCUGCCUGGGAAGCCCUGUGUCUGUGGCCUCUGGGUCUGUUUCCAGAACCAAGCCAGUGGGCAUCGUAGGGGGUCACCGAACCCAGCAGGGGAGGUGGCCAUGGCAGGUCAGCCUGAGAACUUACAGUUAUAAGACGGGCUCCUGGGUGCACAUCUGUGGGGGCUCCAUCAUCCAUCCACAGUGGAUACUGACUGCCGCCCACUGCUUUCUGAGCCAGGAAGCCGACCCAGCCUUAUACCGGGUCCAGGUGGGAGAAAUAUACCUCUACAAGGACCAGACACUUCUAAACGCCAGCAACAUCAUUAUCCACCCCGACUUCAACGUUUUCACUAAGAGGUUUGACUUGGCCCUGCUGAAGUUGACGGACCUCCUGGUCAUAUCCAAAGAUGUCCGGCCAGUCUCUCUGCCAGAAGACAACAUAACCUUCAACUCAACUGACCAGUGCUGGCUGGCUGGCUGGGGUCGCUUUCUUGACUAUGUGCCUCUGCAGCCUCCCUAUCAAUUGUACGAGGUGAAGAUCCCCAUUCGGGAUGACAAGACCUGCCGGCGGGCUUACAGGAAACAAAAAAGGAGGGACAAGACUAGGAUCAUCUUUGAGGACAUGCUGUGUGCUGGCACCUUAGGCCGAGGCCCCUGUACCGGUGACUCUGGAGGGCCCUUGGUCUGCUGGAAGAGCAAGCGAUGGCUGCAGGUGGGUGUGGUCAGCUGGGGGCGGGACUGCAGCAGCAGGCUGCCUGCGGUCUUCUCCAGAGUUCAGAGCUCCUUAGCCUGGAUCCGGCAGCAGAUCGAGUAGUCAGUCAGCCCACCCCUGCUGCUAACCAGCAGAGACAGCUUCCUGCCUCCUCUCUACUUCCUAGGCCCUUCCUUGCCAACUACCC